Leguminivora glycinivorella is the source of this 986-nucleotide messenger RNA. RefSeq names its product chymotrypsin-1-like. Bases 81 to 938 code for a protein of 285 amino acids. The record is from RefSeq and is a predicted model, not a curated record. Lineage: Eukaryota; Metazoa; Arthropoda; Insecta; Lepidoptera; Tortricidae. The transcript is spliced from 5 exons. Gene Ontology annotation, biological process: proteolysis. Gene Ontology annotation, molecular function: serine-type endopeptidase activity.
AUAUAAUUAGAUAUCGAAAGUUAUAAAAUGAUGGAUACAGGUUACGCAAAAACAGAUGCGGGUGAAAUUCGGAAGGCACAAUGGCGUACAAAAUCGGAGUUUUGCUGAUAUCUCUCUUCGUUGGGAGUUUAGCACUCCCUCAACCGCAAAUACCAAAGGACAUGUCCGUCUUCUUCGACCACACGGACACAAAUGCCCGUAUCGUGGGAGGCUCGCAAGCUGCAGAAGGCAGUGUACCCUACAUGGUCGCCAUGUCCCAGGGUCUACUAGUCAGGUCUUUUAUGUGCGGGGGCUCUGUUGUUGGCCCGAGGCUGGUGCUGACGGCCGCGCAUUGCAUUGAAUCUGCCUAUUCCCUUGGAAGACUAUCUACGUCUCUCCGCGUGACCGUGGGCACCAACCGCUGGAACCUCGGCGGGCAAACUUAUUCCCUGGAUCGCAACGUCACCCACCAGCACUAUGUGGAAGAACUCAUCAAGAACGAUAUCGGACUGCUCAUCACCACGACAGACAUCGUCUACUCGAGCACCGUAAGGCCUGUGGCGCUCUCGUUCGAACAAGUUGGCCCUGGAGUGCCUUCGAGGGUGGCUGGAUGGGGCAGGGUCAGGACAGGAGGAGCUAUCUCCACCUUACUGCUGGAGCUGUUGACUGAAACUAUCGAUGACCAGCUCUGUGUGGAAGCGACAAAGCUGGCAGCCAUAGAGUGGAAGGAACUGUACAACAUGGACGCUCCUGAAGUGGAUCCAGCCCUUGAAAUCUGCACCUUCCACUCCCACGGUCAUGGAACUUGCAAUGGUGACUCCGGCAGCGCCCUAGUCCGCACAGACACCCAACAGCAGAUUGGCGUCGUGUCUUGGGGCUUCCCUUGCGCCGCCGGCGCUCCAGACAUGUUUGUUCGAGUCAGCGCCUAUAGAGACUGGCUACUGUCCAACGGCGUUUAAACACAAGAAACUAUAUGAUCGUAAGGUUAAUAAAUUCAUUUAUAAUUA